AUACUCCGUAUAUCGGACAGGUGUACCCUAUUCCGAGGCUCUUCGGGUUCCCGCGUGCACCUCCGAGACCGGCGACCGGCUGCACACGCCGCCCCGCUCGCGUCUCUUUCUCUAGCUGUCGCGGCAUCGCGGAGUAUCGCGUCACCACGAAGAGAGGUGAUCAGUCGCACGCACGAAGCUUCCGAGGGCUCUUAAAUCUCAUUCGAGCGAACGCGAAAUUCGGCGCUUCGCCAACAGCAGCGUCCGCAAAUCGCGGAUUCGGCCGGAAUUGUGCGCCAGGACUUUUAACGUUCGAUCCCGACCGAUCGGUGUGGUAACGCUUCGUUCGCCUGACACCCCCUCGAAGGAAGAUCAAGCACACUUGACAACCACUCGCAUCCGGAUUCAUUAAAAAAAAAAUAAAGACUGCGGUUGUAUCGAGCAAUCGAAGAUUAUUCUGACGAGAAGGAGAUCACUCAAAAUCAUUUAUUCAUUAUAAGAGACGACCUCUCACUUAGAGAACUACAUUCGGCUAUACAAUUGGAAUUACAGUGAUACGAUAUACUGUUCCACCGUGGACGCCAACGCGGUAUGCAGUUACGCAUUUGCAUCCUAGCCUGUCUCCUAUUGAAGGGGCUGGCUCAAGCCGAGGAAGUAGAAGUCGUGGAGGCGAUUCCGGGAGAGGAUAAUCGAAACGAUAAUUCAGCGUUGAAUCGCCAAGACAACGAACUAAGUAAUUCCGAUCAAUUGGCAUUGGAUUCCAUAGCGGAGAAAGAUGCAGGAGGAAAUCACUAUAAGUCGGGCGCCCUCCGAGGCCAUCCCCUGCUACCACCGGGCCGAGGUGCGCUAAGUCUGCCACGUCCGCAUCAUAAUGUUGCCUAUCACGGUCCACCGCCACCGUUGCCGCCUUCUAAAGCGCAACCGGAAGCGAUGGAUAAGAUCUAUACGACCGGUAGCGGAAUCAGUACCGCGGUCGGCGUCGAACCCUGGCCAGUGGCGACACCCGAUAUGCCGAAAAUCGUAUCGCUGGAUGUGAAAUGCGAGAAGAAUCUGAUGAAGGUUUACCUGGGCUUCGACAAACCGUUUUACGGCAUUGUCUUCAGCAAGGGCCACUAUAGCAACGUAAAUUGCGUUCAUCUGCCGGCGGGACUGGGUCGCACGUCCGUCAACUUCGAGAUCAGCAUACACGCGUGCGGGACAGCCGGUAACACGGAGAACGGACUGUACGGCUACGGCGCCGAGUCUGGUUCCGGGACAUACUUCGAGAACAUCAUAGUAGUGCAGUAUGAUCCCCAAGUGCAGGAGGUCUGGGAUCAGGCGCGCAAGCUGCGCUGCACCUGGCACGAUUUGUACGAGAAGUCGGUCACUUUCCGUCCCUUCCCCGUCGACAUGCUAGACGUGGUACGCGCAGACUUUGCCGGUGACAACGUGGGAUGCUGGAUGCAGAUACAGGUGGGAAAAGGACCGUGGGCCUCCGAGGUCUCGGGACUCGUCAAGAUCGGUCAGACGAUGACGAUGGUGCUUGCGAUCAAGGACGACGAUUCCAAGUUUGACAUGCUCGUGAGAAACUGCAUGGCGCACGAUGGCAAACGCGCGCCGAUACAGCUGGUGGAUCAGCGCGGCUGCAUAACGCGGCCUAAGCUGAUGUCCCGAUUCACCAAGAUCAAGAACUUCGGCGCUUCGGCGUCGGUGCUGUCGUACGCCCAUUUCCAGGCGUUUAAAUUCCCAGAUUCCAUGGAGGUUCACUUCCAAUGCACCAUACAGAUCUGCCGCUACCAGUGUCCGGAACAGUGCUCGGAAUCGUCGCCCUUCCUGGACAGUCAGGGUCUCCUGGAGAAUCAUCAUCAUCAUCACGCGAUAAACGGGCAUCCGGAUGUUGGAUAUGGUUUACCGCCUCCGAUCCCGCUGCCAUUGGAGGCCUAUUUACAAGCGGCGGCCGGACAGCCUCGGGACGAGAGAAGAAGGAAGUCCCGCGAGAUCUCGCAUAACCCGCAGAAGGCCGUCGGUGUGAAUCGAAUCAUCCGGGUGGUCUCGACCGGUGAUCUGACCUUCUCCAUCGACGAGGGCAACAACAGCGGCGAACAGCUGUUGAACGGCGGGCCGACGAUGGUAUUUCCGCAACGCGUUCACGAGAAUGCAGCCGGCUCGACCAUGAUCUGCAUGACCACUCCCGGAUUCGCGAUUACUCUCAUCGUACUCCUCGCUAUUUUACUUUCUUCGUGCGUGCUCUCGGCCUACCUCUUCAUGCGUCUCAGGCCCUUCUCGGCGAGGGCUAAGAAAUCUAACACCGCCGAGCAAAACAGCGGCGCGACGAAGAAAUCUUUGAGAACGUGCUUCUACUCAUAGAUAUAUACGAAAUUGCCGCGUGUCCACCCUGAGUCAUUUUAUCGCGAUCCCGAUAUCCGCGCCGGAAGAGGGGCCGUCAAAUUGCACGGCCCUCUUCUCGGAAGAACCGGUUUACGCGAUAUCGUUGAAAGUCAGUACGUUGGAGGUCAGUACGUCCGUAGAACGAAUGCGGUCGCGCGAAGGAAAAAGGAAAUUGGUCCCGACCGCCACGUCGCACCGGGUUAAUAAAUUAGCGGUAAAUGGGUAGAACGUUCGUACUUUUUCUUUUUUCAAAUACUUUUGGCCAUUAACUGACAGUAUUCUUCUGUAUGUACACGUGUAUGCGGAAUUUCUUAAUAAAACGGGUCGUAGCGAAGCAUCUUCUGCAAGGAAAGCUUUGCAUGAACUGGUCUUCGAAAUCACGAAUCUUCAGGUUUCGUAGAGGCUAUCGAGUGUCGCAAGCACGAUUCUACGUGAAAUUUCCUUUUCGGGACGGGAUAUCAUCAACGAUAUUGUAAUACUAUAACGUAUUAUGCAGUACUCGUGCAAUUCGGUAUCGCGACCUCCACGUGGAGUCGUGCUUCGUCAUAAUGAAACUUAAGCUCAGGCCUACAUACAUAGGCGAAUAUAGGCGAUAUACGCCAAAAAUUUAGUCAAAGAUAAUCAAAUCUAUUUCUUCGUUUAUUAUCUAUGUAUGUAUUUGUAUUUAGUCUCUUCUUUCGUUUCUCGGUAUUUGGGACUCUAUCAUUUAACAAAUCGUUGCUCAACAAUGUGACUGGGUAACAGAAAGGCUGAAAUUUCGCGAAAAUGGCCUACAACACAGCAUUUAAGUAAUAUUAAUAAUCUUAAUAAUAUAUCAUAUAUAUGAUUAUUUAUAUUUAUUACCUAUUUAAAUUUUUUUCUUAUAAAUUUAUUUUUUACACAGAAUUCGAUAAAUUUCAUAUAUAUGAG
This is a messenger RNA of Camponotus floridanus (Florida carpenter ant), 3255 nucleotides long. RefSeq lists its product as uncharacterized. Lineage: Eukaryota; Metazoa; Arthropoda; Insecta; Hymenoptera; Formicidae. The coding region runs from base 571 to 2325 and encodes 584 amino acids. The record is from RefSeq and is a predicted model, not a curated record. The transcript has 4 exons.